AUGUAUACUGAAGCUAAGUGGGAGUUCAUAGACCAUCCAGCAGAUAUUCAACUCCAUGCUUGGGGGCCACAGCCAGAUGUCACAUUAGAACAACUUGGAAAAGCUUUCUUUGAAGUUAUGUUCGAAACUGACAACUUCAAAGAAGAAACAACACACAGCAUCUCAGUUAAGGGUAAAGAUGCACAAAAUCUUCUUUAUAACUUCUUGGAUGAAUGGCUUUAUGUCUUUGAUGCAGAAGAUUUUGUUGCCACACGUAUUAAAGUUACUAAAUGCGAUUUUGUUAAUCUCGAAAUUGAGGCUACUGGUUAUGGAGAGUUAUUUGACAUGAAGAAGCAUGCAGAUUUUCGCCGCACUGAAGUUAAGGCCAUUACAUAUGCAUCAAUGAAAGUAGAUACAACACCUGGCGCAUCCGAAUUCUAUGUUAUCCUUGAUUUGUAA
Molecule: messenger RNA, 438 nt
Organism: Trichomonas vaginalis G3
Lineage: Eukaryota; Parabasalia; Trichomonadida; Trichomonadidae
Product: zinc finger and BTB domain containing 8 opposite strand
Exons: 1
Coding region: 1-438 (145 amino acids)
Biological process (GO): tRNA splicing, via endonucleolytic cleavage and ligation
Cellular component (GO): tRNA-splicing ligase complex
Source: RefSeq, a predicted model, not a curated record